AUGUUAGCCAUUACAACUAAAAUCAUUGAAAAAUACAAUCUUAGCUCUAAGAUGGGUAUAUCCGAUUUCAGUCAAUAUACCUCAGAAUUUCUUGAAAACCUUACUGAUGAUAAGAAGCAGAAUCAGGCUCGCAGACGCCUUCAGGAUGGUUUAAAAUUUAGCAGUGAACAGGUAGGUGUAUUGAUACCUAAUCAGAGAAGUAGAAAAAAUAAAACUAUAAAUUUAGUUGAAGGUAAUUGUAAAAUAGCAAUAACCAAGCCCCAAAAAAGUUUAGAAGAAGAGAUCGUCAAAGAGAAAGCAAAACAAAUCUUGCAAAAUAGAUAUGGGUUUAGUGAAGAUCAAGUAAAUGCCUUAUUCACAAUCCUGAAAAAUGAAAGUAGACACAGUGUAACUACCUCAGAUAAAAAUGUAAAUAUUGUAAUCGCCAAUCAACUUUCUAAAGGAAUGGAGGAAGAAACAAUUAGAGAUAUGGCACAACAGAUUUUACAGGAUAAACUUAGCAUUAGAAAUGUAAGAGCUAAAGCUUAUGCCUUAGCCCUAUUAGCAAAAAAUGCUAAUGCUGGCUCAUCACGUCUCACUUGUCUUUGUAGAGAAUUAAAGAACCUUAAUGCAUCACUUGAGAUAAUUGAGAUUACAAAAUUUCCAGAUAUUACAGAAGAUGCCAACAAAAUCCAGAGUAUCAAUCAGAAAAAAACUGAAGCUAAACAUAUCAAUUAUUCAGAUGAAUUUAUAUUAGAAUCAGUCAAAGAAAAAUUAGAUACAUACAAUAUUAAAACUUUAUCUGAUUAUCAGGCUCUUGCUGAUGUUAUGAUGAUGCUUUGUAUUCGUCCUGCUGAACUUAAACUUUACGCAUUACAGAUACUGAAGUGA
This is a messenger RNA of Cetraspora pellucida, 870 nucleotides long. The record is from the annotation of a GenBank genome assembly. Lineage: Eukaryota; Fungi; Glomeromycota; Glomeromycetes; Diversisporales; Gigasporaceae.